GAAGCAGAAGUGAUUAUUAACAGACCGAGAAACUAAAUAGCGAUAACACUUAUUUUAUCUACGACGACAUCGAUUCCGGCAAUGAUUUUAUUAACUCUACCCUUGUAACGUUUGAAGAGAGUGCUUUACGAAUGAAUGCGAGCGCGUGUAAACAUCUACAUGUAAACUUUGCUCGCCGCACUUUUUACCUUUUUCAACAGAGAGGUCCGACCAACGGUUAGCAUAUUUAAUGAUUUAAAAAGAAAUGAAUGAUAAUGAAAUGAUAAAGAAAACACUAAAACUAUUCUAUUGCUUACUGUCUACCCUAAUAACUAGUAACUUCCCCGACAUUCGACACUCCGUUCAUCAGGUAGUCCGAUACGAGCAGUCCAGCGACUCGCUGUCCACACACUCACUAUAUCCAAACGAAUCCCAAGCCGGUUACGUCCACACGUGUCCAGACGAGCGACACGUUAAAGCUGGCGAUCAACAAAGUUCCAAUGAAACUACCGCUGUGUCCCCUGUGCUGGUGUCGUCGCUGUUCUCCUCGUCGGUAGGAAGAUGUCGUUCAGGUCUACUCGUCAGUAGAUAAGUUUUAGCAUCCGUUGUCAUGUGAUGCUGUGAGUCUGUCCACAACACAGAUCCCCCCUGUAUACCCUCACUAUAGCCACAUCACUCAUACUCAGCAGACAAGGCGAUGACUCAGCUCCACCUUACAUGGGGAUGAACGUUGGCGUCGGUUAACAAUGUCGCGCUAUACUUCGGAGGUCUCACUCCUCAAGCUGCUCUUCUCUCUCUGUCCAGGGCAACGUUACUUUGCCUGAGUUAACUUUCUCCUCUACUUCUUUUGACCAAUCAGGCCAUUAGAAACGCGGUAACUAGGACGACUGCUUAGCGAUUCCUCGUGGGGUCCAUGCCGACCAAUCAUAAUCUCUGUACCGUGUAGUCGGCAUGGCUCCCACCUCAAUCGGCCGCAGUCGCCAUAGUUACGCCUGUGACAACUUUUCCUACGUCAAAACACAUCGAAUGACGUAAAAUAAUCCACGUGGGGAUUGCGUCAGCGUUCGCGUGGCUGCUCUAAUUCAUAACGUUUUUAUUUACCACGUCCUACAUAUGAUGAAAAGUUAUUCCUGUUGUUGAGUUUAUGUGAGGGGUUCUGAAUACACCUGUGCCUGUCACACUGGAACUUACUUAAAAAAAUAGCUUUAUGGCUAUAUUGUUAGGAACAGAAGGUUGUUGCCCCUGUCUGUUGUUAGUCAGAGAUUAUUGCCCUUAUCACUAUGUGAGUGUGUUUGCUUCGUCGUGGUUUCGCGUCAGAACCCGACGUCAUUUUAUGACGUAAUAUUAGAUUGUAGGAGAGUGAAAAUUUUUUGGAAGAGAGCAGACGGCUGGGAGAAGCGGACAGAGUGUAUGGAUUGUCUUUUUUGGGAACUUGUGUGUUGUUCCAGAAUAAUUAUUCGUGGUCGCCACCUAGAUGUCGGCCAAGAAAGCAUCUACCCCUUAUAAGAACUGAAAAUUGUGAGAGUUUUCAAGAAGAGAAGAAGUGUCAAACUAACUAAUGUACCACUCUGUUAAGACGGAGAACAUAACAAUCCUACAACUUUAGAUUUUAAGAAAGAACAUGUCGUAAAGAAAAAUACUUAUUGUUGUUUAAUGGGUAGUCAGAAGAGGAGAGUGACUACGAUCAUUAACAUUGGGAUGCAGUACAGUGUAUGUGAAGUUCAGGGAGGAUUUUACUAGAAGGUUUAUUCUUGGGCGAUCGCUACUGACAGUGUGGGAGUAUGAAUAAGUGUGAAUAACCAAAGCUAAGCUGUAAGUAGCAAUUUGAGAACUUUUCGAAAGAAAAACGGAAGACCAACUUAAUACAACGACGCCGCAAAAAGACAUUUAUACCGAUUUACACCGUAUAUGAUUUUCAAUAAUAUAUGUGUUUAAUGUUAAAUGUUGAAUUAUAUAAAUCUUAUUUGCCCACGACAAAUCUCUGUGAUAUCUGUGUGAAAAGAACACGCGUGGGGACGUCCAUACAUACGGCCGUCAGUGAGUUCGAGUGAUGUGUGACGGUGUAUGAAAUUGUAAAGUGAACGCGUCUUUGACAUAUAUUCAUCUCGAAUUCUCAUUUUCUUUCUCUAAUUGACAUAUAACUAGGGAACAAAAAUAUUGAGUGAACAUCGCUUCAACUUACAGUUUUAUAAACAGGACUGUUAGCAGCAUUACUUUAUUAGUACAUGUUAAACAUGAAAUUUAAUAAGGUAGAGAAAACAGCCCCAAGAUUUAUUACUUUGAUUGGUUUAUUUACUCUAUAUCAGCUGACGAACUGGGUAAUAAAAUUUACCAGCAGGACCCGUGAUGAUUUUUCGAAUAUGCCUUCCACAUUAUCACUCGUCUUAACAGCAAUAAACUAAUUAAUUUCUUAUUAGCCUUGGAUGCGAUAGUGAUGGGUAGAAAAAAGAUAUAAAAAAGGUCGGAGGAUGAAGAGUGAUUUUCGUGUGUGAAUGGGUAAACGACCUCUCACAGUACGGCAGUUGUGUAACGGACAUUUGCCAUAAUAAAUCACAGUAGCCACGGUGAAUACGAUUGGAAUUCAACACACUGAAGUUAUUAUUAGCCACCUGUCUGAUUAUCUGCUACAAAACACGCGUUAACAGUGUAACAACAAUUUGUGAUCCUGCUUUGCUGCCAAGAUUCCUCCAUGUGCUGUGUUCCUAAAAAAUAUCAUUAUACGGUUAUCAAGAUACACGUAAGUGUUUGCAGUAAAUCAUCUUAUAAAAUAUGAUGCAUUUGAUAUGGUUAAUGUGUCUGCAAUAUAACAGAGAAGUUGAGUUAAGCUUUAAAAAAAAAAAAAAAAAAAUCUUAAACGGGAAUUCCCGUAUGACCAGACGAGCUCUGUAACUGUCACGUGACCUGUGUUCAUGGCGCCCACCCGGUCGUACUGAUAGUUUCACAGUAAUCGGGACAAGAUUUCUUGACUUCUGAGUCUCCACAUGUGAUCAGCGCUACUCAAGCGUGACCGAGCCUGUUACACUGAAAGACUCUAUGUAAUCUAAACACGUUGAUACCAUCUGACGUGUGAACAUUUACCGAACUCCGUCAGUGUGUUGUCAACCGCCAUUUACAGGUGUAUAGUUCUUACGUUAGUUAGUUGACUCCUUUUACUCAUCGAUGAGGAUAAGGUCACAACAACACCUCGCCAGCGGACCUGGUAUAGGGCAGCCCCCUUCAGUUGAGUCCAUGUGGUUCCGAUGUCCUUUGUCUUGAUCUCUACUGUACUUUUCCAAGUUUGUUUUGGUCUCCCAACUCUCCUCUUCUCUUGAUGGUUGCAGUCAUGUGCCUGCUUAGCAUUGUUGUCAGCAGGUUUGUGCAGGAUUAGUCUUUAGCUAUGGCGGCAGUAGUCCAGGCGCACGAGCGAGAGUGUGCUGUGUGCACGAAUGACUUCACCACACCAAAGAUUCUACCCUGUGGUCAUCUCUUCUGUCGAGAAUGUGUCAUUUCCUGGAUGGACUCCAAAUCUGACGCUGGUUGUCCUCUGUGUACCUGUCCUAUAGUAGAGCAUCAAGGUAAUUCAUCUCAAAUCGCAGCUGAUGUUGUCGACGCCCUGCCUACAGACUCUGUGAUGGAAGUGAUAGUAGAAAGUGCGAGUCUACUGGUGAUGGUUGACCUGUGCACUGUAUGUGAAGACCUCACAGCUGAAUACAUCUGUAUGCACUGUUUUGAAAAGAUGUGUCCAUCGUGUAUGAAGAUACACAAGAAGAUGGUAGUGAGCCGCAGUCACGAUGUGGAGAGUGUCAGCACUGUGACACCUGAACGUCUGGCUGCCAGCCGCCCUGCACUGUGUGCUGACCACGUCACCGAGAAGGCGGAUUUUUUUUGUGUUGAUCACAACCUUGCUAUCUGCACGCAAUGUUUUUCUAACAAACACAGGACCUGCCUAGAUGUCAAGUCUCUGGAUGAAAAAAUACAAUCAGCUGAAGACGCAUUUGGUUCAUUGAGAGAAAAAAUGCUUACAGCAGAGGACAACCUGAAGAAAGCAAUAGUCAAUCUAAAUGCGCGCGUGCAAACAGCGGAUGUCACUCAACAACAAAACAUGGCGCUGGUGGACAAGACAUGUGACCGACUUCAGUCGAUGGUGGACGAGUGUCGGAGACAAGUGAAGAAACUGAUCAGUGAUUCUGUGUCAAAGUUUAAGAAAUCCUUGUGUGACGUCAAAAGCGAGCUGGAGAAACGUUUAGGGAAAGUGACGUCACACAAACAUCUCGUGACGCGAGCCACAGCAGUCAGACCGCGUCCCGCGCUGAUACACGCAGCCCAGACUCUGACAGACAGGGUCAACAGCCUUGACCUCAGUGAUGAGCUGGAAGCAGAGCCUUGGGUGAAUCCUUCGUCAGAGAUAACGAGAUACUGUGACGAUGUGGUGAAAGUAAUAGGCGAGGAGCUAAAGAGCUUCAAACUACAGCUUCUCGUUGUAGAAUCACAGAAACCAGUCCUUGUGUUCCACGAAACCUGUGGGACCAACAUUAGUCUGACGAACUUCAGAAAGACCGCACUUAAGGUUCAGCUUGACGAGUACAGCGACAGUCUGGUCAUGUCACGUGACGUCAUGACUGUGAACGUCUUGUAUGAAGUCAGAAUAGACGAAAUAAAUAAGCCAUCCGAAUGCAGUGUAGUCCUUGGUGUGACGAGCGUCCUUCCUAGACAGCUCCAUCUGCCGACGUGGUCUGAUCACCUAAAAGAUUCCGUCAUUCUUUGGCAAAAUAGAGUCCGCGACAAGGAUAUCGAAACCAUGACUAAUGUCGCUGAAGCUCUCAAAUUCGUCAAAGUCGGGAGUCGUGUUGGACUGUUGGUGGACUCAUCAAACAACCUUCACUUUUACGCCGAUGGAGACGACCAGGGUGUUGUAGCAAAGAAUGUGUCUCAGCCCUGCUUCGCCUUCUUUGAGCUUUGCUACGAUGUCAGUCAGGUGACAGCCCUUCCUAUUUCUGAGAGGACAUGAAGCACAUGUGAUUAUUAACAGACAGAGAAAAUAACAACAGCGAAAACACUUAUGUUAUCUACGACGACAUCGAUUCCGGCAAUGAUGUUAUUAACUCUACCCUUGUAACGUUUGAAGAGAGUGCUUUACGAAAGUAUGCGAGCGCGUGUAAACAUCAACAUGUAAACUUCGCUCGCCGCACUUUUUACCUUUUUCAACAGAGAGGCCCGGCCAACGGUUAACACAUUUAAUGAUUUAAAAAGAAAUGAAUGACAAUGAAAUGAGAAAGAAAAUACUAAAACUAUUCCAUUGCUUACUGUCUACCCUAAUAACUAAUAACUUCCCCGACAUUCGACACUCCGUUCAUCAGGUAGUCCGAUACGAGCAGUCCAGCGACUCGCUGUCCACACACACACUAUAUCCAAACGAAUCCCAAGCCGGUUACGUCCACACGUGUCCAGACGAGCGACACGUUAAAGCUGGAGAAGUUCCAGGGCAACAGCCGCUGUGUCCCUUGUGCUGGUGUCGUCACUGUAGUCCUCGUCGGUAGGAAGGUGUCGUUCAGGUCUACUCGUCAGUAGAUAAGUUUUAGCAUCAGUUGUAAUGUGAUGCUGUGAGUCUGUCCAUAACACAGAUCUCCCCCUGUAUACCCUCACUAUAGCCACUACACCUCUCCUCAGCAGACAAGGCGAUGACUCAGCUCCACGUCUUAUGGGAUGAACGUUGACGUCCGUUAACAAUGUCGUGCUAUACUUCGGAGGUCUCACUCCUCAAGCUGCUCUUCUCUCCCUGUCCAGGGCAACGUUACUUUGCCUAAGUUAACUUUCUCCUCUACUUCUUUUGACCAAUCAGGCCAUUAGCAACGCGGUAACUAAGACGACUGCUUAGCGAUUCCUCGUGGGGUCCAUGCCGACCAAUCAUAAUCUCUGUACCGUGUAGUCGGCAUGGCUCCAUCCUCAAUCGGCCGCAGUCGCCAUAGUUACGCCUGUGACAACUCUCCCUACGUCAAAACACAUCGAAUGACGUGAAAUAAUCCGCGUGGGGAUUGCGUCAGCGUUCGCGUGACUGCUCUCCCCUGGUACUACAGACAACAAACAAUUAGAACGAAAGAAAUAACAUUCGCUUUGAAUCGCAAAUCGUUACAACCCUGUGCGACUGUUUUGAAAAAAAAAAAUAGAUGGAAAGAACUUACAAAAACAAAUAAUACAAAUAGAAAUGUUGCUCUGCACACUACCUAACCGACUAAAUAAUAUACAUGUACUUUGUGCUAGCUGAUCUCGUGACUAUUUACUUCAUAUUUUGUUUUAUUUACUAUAUUCUUGUGUGUGACUCGUUAUAGUAAUAAAGGUCAUGCUACAUUUACAGGACUUUAUCACAAGUAGACACAUUUCACUUGUGUUUCAAGCUGCUGUUUAUCAUGUACUUUUAGAGUAGUUGGUUUAAUUGAAAUGUGAUAUGAAUUCAUUACAUUUUAAUUUAACACGUCAUACAUCAUUUUUGUGCGGUAAUUUGUAUUCUACACCUAUAGACUAUUUUUUUGUACUUUUGUUUUAAUGACAACUUUGAGCCCAGGUUGAACAGCUUUAUAAAUACAUCGUCGUGUAGCUAGCAGACUACCUUAUAAUGUAGGUUGUGUAAGUGUCAAUGUACGGAGGUUUAUAAGACUUUGGACGUUGGAGACUCAUUGUAACACGUUUCACUAUUUUUCUGUUUUAUAGUCAUCAAUAAAUAAAACCUCUCAUUAGUUUUAUUACGUCCUCCUCUUACCUCAGUUGUCUUCUCUAGCUAAUGGACAGAAGAACAUAGAUAAAUAAAAAAUGUGA
Pomacea canaliculata is the source of this 6768-nucleotide messenger RNA. RefSeq names its product E3 ubiquitin-protein ligase TRIM33-like. The record is from RefSeq and is a predicted model, not a curated record. Gene Ontology annotation, molecular function: zinc ion binding. Bases 3356 to 4966 code for a protein of 536 amino acids. The transcript is spliced from 7 exons. NCBI's taxonomy places the organism in Eukaryota, Metazoa, Mollusca, Gastropoda, Architaenioglossa, Ampullariidae.